Messenger RNA from Seminavis robusta, 3464 nucleotides. Lineage: Eukaryota; Bacillariophyta; Bacillariophyceae; Naviculales; Naviculaceae. The record is from the annotation of a GenBank genome assembly.
AGCUCGCGCUGGAUUAUGGUGGAUUGGAUCAGGCCGACAACUUCUUGGCAUUGAAGCUUCUUCUAGCUGCACGUAGCUAGUAGAGAUUGCGACAGCUUGAGAUGGUAUGGCUUACUAGUAGUAGCGUUGAACUUUAAUGAUGGAUACAGUACCAUUAGAGGAGAGGUGAAUGAUCCAAUCAAGUGCAGUACUACCGGUAGUAACAAAGGCUGCAGGCUGGGCUUGUCCCACACCACGCCAAUAUAGACUACCCCGUACCUGUUCUGCAUUGAAAGGCAUGAUUUGGAUUGAAUUCCAUCGUGUAGCAUCAGGUUGACUUCCAAAUUUUUCGCUGUCAUUGGAAAUUGUACAAGUGCUUGUUUUGUUUCUCAAAAGUUCAUACCACCUCCAUACUGUAGUGGGGUGACACGUCUAGAAGCACGGUACAAUGGCCACUGUGACGAGUGCCAUCACCAGAGCCAAGCCAUCAGUAUCAGCAUCAGGACUCUUUCGAUCCUCUUGGUGGAGAACGUCUCAUCAAGUUUUAUUUCUUCUGUCUUUUUGGGCUUGUCUGUCCAUCAUCUACUACUUGGUGUUCUGGCAGUCCUCCUCUCAGACUUCCAUAGUACCGGUACACGACACAGUUACCACGGAAGCCAUUCAAGGAAACGUUGCCACCAACAACCACAAUCAUCCAGAAAGAGGAGUGGAUGUUGUGUUAAAAUAUCCGGACUAUUGCCAACACUACGAUGGCGUUUUGCUCAUCAGUCAAGGCGACCGUAAUGGAGCUGCUGGAACCAUCUUUUAUUUGUUUAUACUCAAUCAGUUGCUCUAUGCGGAACAGCACAACUUACAGCCUUGGAUUCAUUUGAACUCUGUGUCCAGGCAUGUCUAUGAUCACCACCAGCAUGCCACAUAUGCAAGUAGCAGCACAGAAGACACGAGUAUCACCUACCAAUUUACAGAGGAGCUUCAGUUGACUUGGGAACACUUUCAGGAUCCAUUGCUACCCAACAAGACAUUUCCCUAUCCUGGAACACCAGUCUAUUCAUCAUCACCAUCAUCCAACAAUGACAAUAAACCCGUAUCUAUCACGGUUCAUGGCUCGGGAGUUUGGAACUCCUACUUUCAAUCCAUUGUACCUCUACAGCUGUCCAAAAAUAAUGAUCAGACAGCAUUUGUAACGCAUGUCGACAUUACCAAACCAUGUCCCAACAAGCCCCUCCUUCGCUUCCAAUCGGAUCUCAUUCUAGUGAAAGGACUCCAUUUGCAUUGUCCCUACUGUGUACGAGCCUGGAAAUACGGGGGGGUGCCACCCAGUCUCAAAUUGCCAUCCAACAACUACCUCGAAUGGUGGGCACCCAUGCGAGAGACGGGGCAUCGCAUCGUAUCGACCUACUAUCAGUUGUUGCCGUCUCUACAGCAGCAACAACAAUUUGACAGCAGCAAGAACCAGAAAUGCAUGGCCGUGCACAUUCGUCAUUCCGACAAGGCCAACAAACGCACCAAAAUUCCAUUGGCCGCGUUUCUGCCCUACUGUCAAGCCUAUUUGGAAGAAAACAGCAAUGAUGAUGUGUACAUUUACGUGGCCACCGACUCGAGUCGAGUGCUGGACAAGAUUCAAACCGAAUGGCCAGAACCAGUCCAACGACAUGUCCGCUGGCAAGAUCACGUCAUUCGAUCUCCCAAUGGGACCGCAGUCUUUGAGCAAGCAUUUUUGCAACAACAACAACAACAGGGCAGUACUAGUAGUAGUGGCCAUCAUCGAACCAAUACCGAAGUGUUGGUGGACAUUGCUGCCAUGGCACGGUGCGAUUGGAUCGUACAUGGACUGAGUGCCGUCUCGGAGGCCGCCAUUUACACUCAUCCAACCAUGUUUCGCGAUCAUGCCAUCAACCUGGAAUUCUACCAAUACUACAAACGACGACGACGGCGUAACAACGCGACCGAUCCGGAUGCACCCCCGUCGAUUGAAGCCUUCCGCGCCAUGUUACGACAACAAGAAAGGGGCUUGUAGAGAGGGAGUUUUAUGGAGCGACACGCCAAUAAACCGGCAAGAGACGCUUGCAUGUGCGAGGAAUUCAAUUUCAGAAUUCAAAUUCACAGCUGAACUAAAGUAUCGAGGACACAAACAUACAUUGAGAGCGUGCCAUCUUUCUGAGACGACAAAGGCUAGAUCGAUCGGGCUGCAUGAAAUCUUGCGCUCGUGGGACUUUGUCAUUGGGCAUUUUCCAGCUAGCUGCGAGAUGGCUCGUGCACACGGAGAAAAGGAUUCGUUGGUUGGUUCCAUGAGCGCCUUCCUGCAUGGCUGGCUGGGGUCUGAGUGGUGGCACAUGUGCCAAUGGCUACUCAUACUGGUUUACCACUGGCUGUUUCCAACCUACAGGCGGCACAUUAAACUGAUGUAUGCUGGGCAGCUUCGAAAGAAGGACACCUCGUGCGAAGUUGGGGCGUUUUUGGCAUGAUUUUCUCAUGCAUACGCAGUGGGUGCACUGGGUACAACGACAAGGCUGCCUCAAUGUACUAGUACACGUUCUGUCGGUCCACAUGGCAGGUGAACAAAGUUGACAAAGACGACAAUUCCAAUCUACAGUUCUACGUCAUGGCAGCGGGCAUACCGGUAGAACACCAUACCACGGGAAAGGUGGCUCACAAACUCAAAUGUACGCCCAUUCAAAUGAGUACCAAUGAAUUUAUUGACGAACGAUUGUUAUUCUACUGGAAUACCGGUACCGAGUCAGUGGAAGGGACUGUGUUGACUGUUUCGUUGUGGCGCGCCAUAACCCAGUGGGCGUACGUUCGAUUUUGGCAGACACUGGUGUGAUGACUGUGACGUCCAGCCGGAAAGCAAGAAGAGCUCGUUCGGACUAAGCCCUGUCUUUUCAGCACUCAAUGCACCCACUUGCAGCCUUUCCAUUUCCUGCUGCCCUUUUUGACACACUUUUGAGCGUCUAGAUCAUAGGUCUUUCUCUCUGGCAUGGCAAACAGGACCUAGUGAAAACGAAGAAGGAUGAGGAGAAUGAAGCACAAGCCAUUACUGAUCGAAGUAUCGCUCUUUGAAUAUAUUGUCAAUCGGCAAUGCAAGGCAAUUGAAUUGAGCCCACUCGACUAUCUAUCGAUGAUCUACUAUCUGAUUAGUUAUCGCGGCUGGCCCUCUAACGAAGAUUUAAUCGUCGAGGUGAUCCAAAUGUUUCUUCGUCCUUCGACAUUGCCUCAAGGUGUCCGUGGUUCUGGUGGGGCUCGUGGCUCGCGGAGCGGCGGCGGUGGCGCCAAGGGAAGAAGCACCGCAACCCGGCCAAACAGGGGCAGCGGAGACUUGAGGGGAAUGCCUCAGAUACGACGUACUGCCGCGCAGUAGCCAAGGUUUGCAGUCCGCGCGUGCGUGCUUAUCCCAGUGCGGCCCAGAAGAUGCAAGGAGACUCCAGCAGAUCGAGAUCUCUCCUUUUUCCUAACUAUGCUCUUGCUAAGGAAAAGUCGUUCGAUGU